UAAUACGGAGUGCGGAGGAUCCAGGCCCUGAAGUGGGACACAGUGACAGUCCGCUUUCUCUCUCCAUCACCCAUCUUCCUGUCGAGGACAAGGUCAAAGAUCGCAGGUGUCUCUGUCGCUCACUCUAACUUCCUGUCUCACUGUGAGAGUUUCCUUCAUCCUCUUUCCAGCAAAAACCUCAAACCAGGCCCCUUUCUGGUUGUUUUGAGAUGCUCUAUGAUAUACUGUAAGUUCUGAUCAGAAAUCACAACACAGUGGAGAGACUUGAGAAACUGUUAUGGCUCCGAAACCAUGUUAGAUGUAGUUAAACUUUUUUUUAUAGCAUAAAAUAGCAUAUUACAUUUACUGUUUAAUUCAGACAGAUCAACAAAUAGAUGUUGGAUAUGGAUUGGUUUUAGUGUACAGUACAUUAUACACUAUAGUAUUCCCAACAAGCUCUCAAAGGCCCAUAUAUGUGUAAAUUCACACUUCUCUCCUCGCUUUCUACCAGUCUCUCUCUCUCUCUCUCCCUCUCUCUCUCUCUCUCUCUCUCCUAGUCAGGAUAUAGGUGUUGUCCACUGCAAAGGAAGGAAAUUCUGUCACUUAGAACAAUGGGCCUGUUUCUCUAUCUAUAGACCCAGAGAGGCUGAGAGCCACAGAGAGCGAGCAGAUUCUGUCCAGUUAUCGUGAAAAACAAAAGAAAAGGGUAUUUUAGUUAACAGAAGACCAAACUAAUGGAUGUUAAGAAGUAAAGAUGCGUAUGUAGACCUGUGACCGGUUGAGGCCUUUGAAAAAAUGGAAUUUCACCAUUGGGAAAAGGAAACUUACAACGUUAUUAGAUUACUUUGAGCUGAAUAUUUGCAUCUAGGUGGCGAAGGGUGAUAAUAAGACAGUAUAGAAGGAUCAGACGUGACUUUGGAUGGAGGGGUCUGGCAGUCCUCGCUUCAGAAAACUCCAUUUCCCAGUGGGUCUGUGGAUCAACUCUCCCAGGAAACAUUUUGCCAAGCUAGGGGGUCGCUGGCCCAGCGCUAUCUCUGUGAAGUCGACCACCAGCUCUGACGCAGCCUCCCUCCACGAGGCCCCCUCUGCUCCUUCCUCUUCCCUUUCUAACUCCACCCCCUCGCUGGCUUCCCCUACCCCAUCCCCAUCUCCAUCCCCGGCCUUCCUCAGGCCACGGCCUGCCGGGCCCCAGUCCCGCACAAAGCGCCUCUCCCAUCUAUUCCUGCGGGGGCGCUCCAACAGUGACCGGGACCGGGCGGUGGGGGAGAAGGAGAGAGAGGUAUGGGCCCACUCGGCUGCCCCCUCCUCCCACCACUACCUGCCCCCUGCCUCUUCCUCUGCCCCUGGCCUGAUCAAGAUCUAUGGGGAUGCCCUCUCCAGUGGGGCCAACUAUCGCUCCCUACUGGCCAACAUCCACUCCACAGCCAGGCAGCUCAUCGCCCAGGUCAUCACUCGCUACACUGAGAGAGAGAGGGAGGAGACAGAUGACGCAGUUCUCCAGAAACACAGCCCUGAGGACUUCCUGUUGUGUGAUGUCAUUGGAAAGCCCAUCCAGCAGCCAGAUGGAGCUAUCAAAUGGGAGACAGAGUGCCGGAGAAGUGUCGCCCCAUGGGAAUGUCCCUUGUUGUUAGUGGACAUGUGGCGGCCAAAGGACGGAUUUGAGCGGCGCUUUGAAAUCCAAAGGAAGGAAGACUAUGAGAGAGAGGAGACGGAGCGGGAGAAGGAGCGUGAGAGGGAGGGAGAGAACUACCAAGGUGUGCGCUGGCGACGAAGCAGGAUGUCAUCAGGAGGGGGACCCGAGGAGAGCGAACGCGGUCACCGUGGAAGGAACACAGAGCUCAGGAGGAGCAUCAGUGACAUGAACCUCAGUCUGCGGCGUCGCCAAGGCAACCACGUCAGUAAUGACCCACGUGGCUCUGGCAACCGGCCCAACAACAAUGGAAGAGUGCAGGACAGGAAGAACAUUGUGAGCAUGAUCAACCCGCAGCAAGGAGAGGUUAGAGCAUCAAAAGCUGAAGGAAAGGUUGGAUGGACGAACCAGCCGGCACAGGACGAGACAGAUUACUCCAGCUGUGACCUGGAAGUGAUGUCACAAAGUCUGAUCCUUCCACCCACAGACCGACCUUACUUCCUGUUGCUGCAGGGUUACGAUCAGAGCAAGGAUUUUGUUUUGUACAUCAUGGCGGGACAUACGCAUGUGUUUGGGAGAAAACCCACAAUGAGGGAGAGAGAGAAGGAUAGAGAGAGAGAGAGGAAGGGGAAGAGGCCCCUGAAGGUGGACACGUUCCUGUCUGCACCUGACCUUUUGGCCAGACACUUACUGAUCAGGAGAGACUCAGCUGUUCCCGAGACGCCCACUGGACAAGCUCUGAUGCGGCCUUUCAGAGGAGGUGCCGUCACACACAACGGAGUGGCCCUUUACAGGGAGACAGUGCUAAAGCCUGGGGAUGUGAUUGGUGUGGGGAACCACUUCCUUUUCCUGUACCGUGACCCCCGUGUGACUCCAGCUCCGCCGCUGGCAUUGACCCUGCCAUGGCAGGCUGAUGCCUCCACCACCUGCUGCCCCUCUGGGUUGGGGGACAGACAGGAAGUACUGAGGCAGUACCUGGGAUCUACUGAGGCAAUUUUGAAGUUCCAUCCCCGUCAUGCUGAUGCCUUGUUACAGGAGAUCAUCUCCAAAAAUUCCUCUCCAGACUCUGGAGGAGGACCUUUAGCUCCUGCCUAUCUCCUGUCAAUCAUGAUAGAUCAUGCCUCCAAACACCUGGACCCUGUUCUCACACCACAGAUAUUACUCAAGGCAGCCAACCUAAUAAAAGAAAUUGUCUGGGAUAACAUUAAGGAAUUUGGGGAUAAGCAUCCCACGCAAAACUCCACGGAACAAGAAGGUGAGAUUAGCUUGCCCAAUGUCCAGAAACUGUCAUCUGACCUUCGACCCCUGAUGUUCUGGAUGUCAAAUGCGACAGAGCUUCUUAACUUCUUCCAGGUCAAAGUCGAAGCCAUGGAGAAAGAGUGGGAGUUUGAAGCCCCCGGCGACCCAGUGUUGACGGCUGACAUGGACACCUGUUCAGAAGCCCUGGCACAGCUAGAUGAUGUCAUUAUGCACACCUUCCAGCAGUGUGUGUAUCACCUCACCAAGACCCUGUACUCACUCCUUCCAGCCCUACUGGACUCCAACCCUUUCUCCAGUGAGGAGAAAGAGAAAGAAAAGGACGGAGCAAGGGGUGGAGAGGGAGAAGAGAAAAGAGAAGGAGAGGCAGAGGUGGAUGACGUGUCUGCUUUGCCACCCAAAGUUGCGGGGCUGGUGGAAGUGUAUCGCUGUUCCCUGAUGCUGUCACGCGAAGCUUGUCUGUCUCCUCCGCUCACCUCCCAAACCUUUGGCUACCUCUUCUUCUUCACCAACACCUCUUUGCUCAAUACUUUGCUGGAGAGAGAUGGACUGUUUUCUUGGUCCAGAGCAGUCCAAAUCCGUACAAACUUGGACCUGGUUCUGGACUGGCUACAGGGAGCAGGAUUAGGAGACAUUGCCUCUGAGUUUAUGAAGAAGCUGUCAAUCACAGUCAACUUUCUGUGUAUUCCCAAGACCCGACUCAUUCAGUCAUCCUGGAUCAGUUUACAGGAGGACCAUACCUUGUUAAGCCCUGCCCAGCUGCACCACCUGCUCACUCACUACAAGCUGGGACCAACCAGAGCCCCGCCAGCAUCCUGGGCCCCUCCACCUGGCACAGAGCUGAGUGGAGACAUAUUUGAGAGCUUCCUGGACCAUCCUCCUCUUAUCCUGCCAAAUGAGACUCCACGCCUUGACCUCUCCCAGCCAAUCCCGAGCCCUGAGCUCCAAAAGGAAGUGACACGUCUCCGCACCUUCUUGUGGGGACUCGACCAGGAUGAGCUCCCCGCCAAUCAGAGGACUCGGCUUUGAGCAAGCCCAAAUUUGUCUCUUUAUGGAUAUCAUAUAGAAGUAAAAAGGAUAUCACCAGAAGAAGCACAGAAAAUGCAAACUGGACAUGUUUUGCUGCCUGGUUGUGUGUUUGUUCAUGACAUUUCCAUAUCAAUUCAUUUACUCAUUUAGAUAUUUUCAAGUAAGAGAAAUACAUUGGCUUUGGUAUGUCUUUAUAGAAUUUAUUUUAAAGCAGGGAGUAAAAACUCCAUGUCUGGCUGGGCCACGUAGUGUUAUGCUUUACGUGACUGUUUUACUUGGCUUCCAUGUAUGUUUUUGAACUACUUGUUUUUAAUAAAAUGCUGAAUUCUAGUCUAAAAGACCUACAGUUUCCAUAUGAUCUUUGACAAGCUUGUUUCCCACAGUAGGGCCCCUGGGACUUGGCAUUCGCCUCAGCCUUAACACCAAAGAUUCCACAAGGUGGCGAUGCAGGACUCAUUCCCCUGUGACGUUAAAUGAUGAGUCUGCAGGUAGAAUUGCUUGACUAAGGAGGCGAUCAUACAACUACAUUAUCGUCUGCUCCAAAAGCACACUCUCAUUUCCUGUAAUAAUGGUAGCAUUUUACGCAGGGUCAUGACUCAAGCAAGCAAAUGAGACUGUAACAACCACACACAAAGGUUACCUUUACUAAGGUAAGCUGUCAUAAAAGGUCAAAGCUGGGGAGAUUUUAAUUUCCCUUUGGUUGAUGUGACACACACAAGUGGUCUGAUCAGUAGGGUUUCCCAUUUCAUUAAUGUGGCCAUACAGAAAUGUCCCACAGGCAGCUCAUCAAGUAUAAAUUAGCAAGUGGUUGUCCAUGAGUAGACAGCAGACAGGUGAUAUCAUCGUUUGAAAUGAGUAACAGCUUAACUUAAACUUGCUACUGUCACAAUUCUGUAAUAUCCAGUUAAUUUCACUGUCUGGUCAGCCAGACAGCUUUAGAAAACAGUUCCCCGCUUUCUUUGUUUUGAGAGUGAAGCUCUAUGACGUCUCGAAAACUCAAGUUAUCAUGUUUCUUCUCUGGCGUCCGGCCAUACGGCUUCCUUUCUUCCGGUCAGCUUCACAGAUGAAUUCUUUUACGGUAAAAAGCCCAAAAAAACAUCAGUCCCGUGAGAGACCCCUGCUUACAUCAUCACUGUUGCCUCCGGUUCUGUCUCCCUGAUAUUCUCACUGAGCUGACAUCUAAAAACAUGCCAUUGAAAAAGACCGCUUAUAGAUUAUGAAUCAUGAGGAGAGGCACCCUGUGGUUACAUUUAUCAAUUAAGUGAUUGUAAUCACUCUCAUUUGAAAUUCUAUGCGGUGUAUGAGUGAGAGUGAGACUGUGUUUGUGUGCUAAUUUCAACUUUCCAGUAAUGUCAUACAGAUGUAGUCUGUGGACUUAUAAUUUAACACAGAUGGGGCUCAGACUGGUAUAGGUCCACAGUGAUUGUGUGAUAUUGUGUACAGUAGUCUAUGAUACAAUUCAGUGACCAAUGUCUGACUACUGUUAAGUAACAUGUAAGGUUUAGUAAGCAUGUGACACACACACAGUUUUCUGUGAUCUCAAUCACUGACACAGACAAAAUGUCAUACACUUUCACCCAGAGUUGCACAGUCAUACACACACACUCUCUUCUUUCUCUGUCUCACACACACAUGCACACACUUGGUAGAUUUCUUCACCCAGGUGCAGAGUCCCACACCUGUUGUAGCGGCUCUCUGUAAUUAGCUCAACACAAUUAUCAUUGGUGGGUGGAGGGAGGGGGCUGAAGACAAUGGGGCAGUUAUUCUUUCCCUAUCAUCUCCCUCUUUCCUUCUCUCUCCCUGCUGUCGAGUAAUGAAAGAUUCUUCCCUUCUUCAAAGAGAUGGA
This is a messenger RNA of Thunnus maccoyii (southern bluefin tuna), 5741 nucleotides long. RefSeq names its product Ras interacting protein 1 (gene rasip1). Gene Ontology annotation, cellular component: cell-cell junction. The record is from RefSeq and is a predicted model, not a curated record. The transcript is spliced from 16 exons. Lineage: Eukaryota; Metazoa; Chordata; Actinopteri; Scombriformes; Scombridae. Bases 899 to 3895 code for a protein of 998 amino acids. Gene Ontology annotation, biological process: regulation of GTPase activity; negative regulation of Rho protein signal transduction; angiogenesis. Gene Ontology annotation, molecular function: GTPase binding.